Messenger RNA from Macroventuria anomochaeta, 1765 nucleotides. Its product is annotated as p53-like transcription factor. The coding region runs from base 143 to 1675 and encodes 510 amino acids. The transcript has 2 exons. NCBI's taxonomy places the organism in Eukaryota, Fungi, Ascomycota, Dothideomycetes, Pleosporales, Didymellaceae. The record is from RefSeq and is a predicted model, not a curated record. Gene Ontology annotation, molecular function: DNA binding; DNA-binding transcription factor activity. Gene Ontology annotation, cellular component: nuclear chromosome. Gene Ontology annotation, biological process: positive regulation of transcription by RNA polymerase II; meiotic cell cycle.
CAUCUCAACCUCGCCCAGCUCCAACGCUUCGUCUGCACUAGCUUACUCCUCCUACUCAUCUUUUUCUCCGACAGUGGCCACAACCUACUCCCAGUACCCUGUAGCAAACAACUAUAACAGCUUCUCUUGUGGUUACGGUAACAUGUCGACUCGACGGAUGUCCUCCAUAACUGAUGCUUCAUCGUCGGCGAUGUUACCUCCGACACGAUCACCAGGGCUGAGCAACCCUGUGUCACCGCCCAUGGGUGUGCCGGCUCGGGACAACUAUACAACAACGUCGGGCCUGCAUAGGCAUCCCCACACCCUAUCGCCUCGUCAUUCUGAACUCUCUCGCUACAACUCUAUGCCCGACACUCCUAGGAGUGUUCUGUCAACCACCAUGCCUCUGGCAUACAGCAACUACCAGAGCUCCUCUUACUCAAGCCACGGUCAAGCGACAGAGACACCACCCUUCAACGCGCAAGAGACAUACGGGACAAUCAGCUGCGAGGGCACCACAGUAGUGCCAACUCUCGAUGCGAAGAUUGAGAAAGGAUUCUUCUACUCUAGCGACCGCGUCUGGACAUGCUACCGCCGGAACUACUUCGCUGUCAAUGUCUCGUACGGACUCAACCCAUGGAUCUCGAACGCUCGCCUGUACCUUGAUCAAGGGAAUGGAAAGCAACCAGAGCAGAUCCAAUCGAUGGCAGUUUCUCUCGCUGCGGCUGUUGAUGGCUCGGCAGGGAAGACCAUUGAGCUCAUCCAACACACCCCGAAACGCGACAAGGGCCCUCAACUUUCCAUGAAGAAGGAGCUCCUCGCUCCCACCCCACCUGGAAAGAGCCACGAACACGGUGGCUACGGCCUCAACAGUUUCCACCAGUCCUCGAGUGUUCCAGGCCCACAGUUGCCCUUACAGAACGACUCCGACUCAUCGCAACAAUACUCGCCUACUAGCCAUGCCAGUAGCAGUUUCCAACACGGGUUUGAACGCAUUCAGUUCAAAUCAGCUACCGCCAACAACGGCAAGCGGCGAGCCCAGCAGCAAUACUAUCAUCUGAUUGUCGAACUCUGGGCCAACAUUCAGAAUCCACGAGAUGAUAACCCGAAAUGGGUCAAGAUCGCCGCUCGCUCGUCACACCCAGUGGUCGUCCGUGGGAGAUCACCAAGCCACUAUCAACACGAGGGUCCCCACAAUGCCGGUGCCAGUCGAGGCGCUGGAGGAUCAGGUCUCGGUGGGCCUGGUCAUCAUGGCUUGGGUUCAAAUGGCACACGAGCUUUUGGAUCCUACAGUAAUGGCAUGUCGAACGGUAGUGCAACCAUGGGCGGUAACCCCUACCGAGGUAACACCUACUCACUCGAUCCAAGCCCUAUCGGAAGUCAUUCUGUGAGUUCUGCCAGCUCCCUGAGCGGUGGGCCCCCCGAGGGUCUUGUUGGCGAUCAACACAUGGUCGACGAUGACAACAAGAUGAAUGACGCUCCUCAAGACUACUCCUACUACCCAGCUCCACUCUACGAGAGUAUCCCAGCAAAGAUUGAGCAUUCACUCCCACUACCGCAGCGCAUUAUCAAAGAGGAGUACCCGGGUCCUGCAGCGCUAGCCGCUGGCUGGCACAACGGCGGCUGUGGGCGUUUUCAGGGCAUGGAGACCAGUCGCGGGUACUACCCAGACGUGCAUGCUCACGCCGGGUACUGAGCUAAUUGCAGACUUGAGUGCAGUCUGUAUCAUGUUUUGUCAGCCUGACGCGAGUGGUGGUUGUGCCGUCACAGCUACUAUAGAAGCCAC